Pundamilia nyererei is the source of this 1146-nucleotide messenger RNA. RefSeq names its product keratin, type I cytoskeletal 18-like. The transcript is spliced from 6 exons. Gene Ontology annotation, molecular function: structural molecule activity. Lineage: Eukaryota; Metazoa; Chordata; Actinopteri; Cichliformes; Cichlidae. Gene Ontology annotation, cellular component: cytoskeleton. The coding region runs from base 1 to 1146 and encodes 381 amino acids. The record is from RefSeq and is a predicted model, not a curated record.
AUGCCUUCAAACAGCGCUGCCAGCAUGUUUGGUGGAGCCGGGGGAAGGGGUGCCAAGGCGUCCGUGUCGACCCUGGAUGGGCUGCGCAAAGUGCUGGGCAACCAGACAGAAAAAGAUUCGGUUCCCAUCCAUAAAGCUGCUGCCAAGCCCGUAGCCUCCCAGGCUCCGAGCGCCCCGGAAACUCCCGUCGCUCCCGGUGACGACAAGCAGACACUGCGGACCCUGAACAAUCGGCUGUCCGGCUACCUGAACAGAGUGAAGCAGCUUCAGGAGGAGAACAACGAUCUGCAGAAAGAGAUCGACGACAUCCUGGCCAAGAGGAAAGUACCCGAGGGGCGUGAUUGGGAUGGAAUCCUGAAACCCCUGGAUAACCUCAAAAGGGAGAUCAAAGACAUCACAGAUGACAAUGCAAAGCUGCUGCUGCAGAUUGAUAACAGCAGACUGGCAAAUGAAGACUUCAAGAACAAGCUGGAUGAUGAGAAUAAGGCAUGCAAAGAAUUAGAAAAGGACCUGGAGGAUCUGAAGAGGGCCAAAGAUGAUACCAAACUGAGCUGCGACCAGACGAGGGAAGAGAUCAAAAUGGUUAAUGAUGAGCUUGAGCGUCUCAAGAGCGAACACAAGAAAGAGGUUGAUUCUCUGCUUGAGAAGAUCAAGGACUCAGAUGUGACAGUGGAGAUUAAGUCCCAGGACAACAACCUGAGUGACGUUGUCCAGAAUGUCCGCAGACAUUAUGAGAAAGUGGCUGAGAAGAACCUGAAGGAGGCAGACGAAUGGUACAAAGACAAGUUUGAAACCAUCAAGGUGGAAGAGGCCCAGAAUACUGAGGCCUUGGAGUCUGGAAAGAGUGAGCUCAAAGAUCUCCAGAAACAGAAGCAAACUUUGGAAAUUCAGAUUCAGACCAAGAACAACAAGCUGCGCACUGUGGAGCAAACCCUGAGAAACAUCAAAAUGGAGUAUGGUCAUCGCCUGGAGCCAUCCAACAAGAUCAUUCUGGGGCUGCAGCAGGACCUCGGAGACGUGAGGGAACAGGUGGAGCUGCAGCUAGACGCCAACAAAAACCUGCUGUCUGUCAAGCUGAAGCUGGAGAAGGAACUCGAACAGUACCAAGAACUUCUUUCACGCUUAUUUGAUGAUGUUGAAAGGUAA